ACCUUGAUCUGGCCUAUACGGACCGCAGAGUGCUCAGAUUUGCCGAAGAUCAGUCGUUACGUUUUGUCCUCUUCCACAGCGUUCCAACGACACCAAUCAUGAAGGGCUUCCUCAACGACCUGAAGGACCUCAAGAACUCACUCCCUCGUCCAACACCAGCACCAGGCUCCACUCCUCCAAUCCCCGGAAACCGACCAUACCCACCGCCUCCAGCCUACGGAGAAAAACCUGCACAAUUUGCACUGACGGCAAAUGGACACCACGCUCCGCCUGAAAUUACCUCGAUUAAGAGUGGCGAGUGGGUACAUCAGCGAAUCCUGCUCGUUGAAGGUCGUGCGGGACCACAUGGGUCUACGUUCGAUGCCAGUAUUACUGUUCAGCAUCAUCUGAAUACCUUUCCGUCCCAAGUUUAUCCGGUCACCGACUCGCAUUUCAAGGCACUUGUCCACCUCGUUCCUGGGCCGAAUCAAGUCAGAUUUGUGUUUGAGGGUUUGGAGACGAUGUUAAACGUGUCGUACUUGCCACUAACACAGAACCCACCCCUCCAUCUCGCGAUCUUGGUCGCAAAAGACAGUCCCCACAAAUUCGACACCAUGCCAAACCGAGGCCCAAAUGACCUCGAAGAAGCAAAGAAGAAGCUACGAAUGGCGGGAUACCUCUGGCAAUCUUUCACUGCGGAACAAAUGCACCGUAACGGCAUGGGCCGCCGGACUUUCCGUCUUGACGAAGAGUGGGGGCUGGAUACGCUGUCUUCACCUCCAGCUCUCCGACAAACCGCACGGAUCCAUGUCAUCCGCACCGACAAAACCACGGCUGAACUGCGACACCCUAAUCGCGCGCAACAAAACCCCCAAGGCAACGAUACGGGCGCUUUAUUCGGCAUUACCCUUGAUGCCCUCCGCGCCGCCGGGAUCCCAUUCACCAACGGUAAAGUCUGGGUAGCAUGCCUCCUCCUCGACGCCCACUGGGACGGAAAACUCAUCACGGCACAUGCCGCCCUCGGUGGAGGCGCAGGAGACACUCAACUCGGUAUCUUCGGCUCUCACACACUCUGGUCAUGGCCUUCUCAACUCUCGCACGUGAUCCCAGCAUUCACAGAUACCUUCCGCACAGACACGCGCUACGUCGCCAACGACGCGAAUGAAUGUGGGACGGUGUGGGAAUGUGCGAAUAUCGGUAUCGGGGCAUUCAUGCAUGAAGUCGGACAUGCGCUUACGUGUCCUCAUCAACCUGAUGGUGUGAUGUUACGGGAUUACGUUCGACUCAAUCGGACGUUUUGUGUUGGUGAGGCACCGGGGGUGGCGAGGGGACGGGAGAAGGGGAAGAGAGUUGUGGGGAGGGAGGAGGAGUGUUGGUGGCAUAGGUUGGAUAUCAUGAGGUUUCGGUACCAUCCGCUUUUUAGGUUACCGGGUGAGGGUGCGCCGAUUAAUGAUCAAGGCCCGACGUACCAUCCUGUUGAGCAUGGUGUGCAGGUGACGUCUAAUGCCGGUAUCUCGUUGGUUGAAAUUUAUGUCGAUGGGAGGUUUCGGGCACAUCACGAGUUCCCAGAUCAACCUGAGCAGGAACUGUUCCUCCUCGAAUCCGAACUACGAGAGAAAGCGGGUACAAAAACGGGGAAAAUGAAGCUCGAAAUCAUUUCCGCGAAUCAGGGACAGACCACGAUCGAGGAUUUCGAUGGUCUGUUACGUGAAGGCGUCCUCGACAUCUCAACCCACGACGGCCAUCCCAUCCUCAAAGCCCAGAAAUUCGGGUUGAGCGGACUACCAAAUUCAAGACCAAUCCAAGUCAUCUUCCCCGAUAGCCCAAUCACAAACAUAACCGUUUUCUCCGGCAACUCCCUCGACGGCCUAGAAUUCACCUUCGCAAACUCCUCCCGCCUCCUCUUCGGUGGACGCGGAGGGUCCCCGCACCACCUCCCACUCAACGGUCCCGAGGGCGAGAGGAUCAGCCACUUUGUAGUGAGGAGUGGGGUUUGGGUUGAUGGGGUUGAGGUUUUCACAAACUGGGGACGGAGGAGUGGGUGGUUUGGUGGAGGAGGGGGGAGUUUGCAUGAGGUUAGGUGUCCGGAGGGGUAUGUGAUUGUUGGGAUGUGGGGGAGUUUGGGGCAGUGGUUGGAUGGGAUUGGGGUGUUGUAUAAGGCGGUAUCGUAGGGAGGAUGGAGGAUAGAGACGUGGGACAUAAUAUAUCGAACAAUACCUUGUAACAGCAG
This is a messenger RNA of Saitoella complicata NRRL Y-17804, 2209 nucleotides long. RefSeq lists its product as uncharacterized. Gene Ontology annotation, cellular component: cytoplasm. The transcript is spliced from 4 exons. The coding region runs from base 99 to 2150 and encodes 683 amino acids. The record is from RefSeq and is a predicted model, not a curated record. Lineage: Eukaryota; Fungi; Ascomycota; Saitoellomycetes; Saitoellales; Saitoellaceae.